AUGCACGCCCGCGAUUGGUUUUUAGUUUUUAUUGCAAUUUUUAUUCCUCCCAUAGCAGUAUGGUUGAAAAGAGGAUUCUUUACUAAGGAUCUGCUCAUAAAUUUUCUGUUGUUUUUACUGGGAUUCAUCCCUGGUUUGAUCCACGCUUUAUACGUUAUCAGCAGCCAUCCAUACGAGGAGAACGAGGCCCAAUACUCACAUCUCGCUUCUACCGAUGACAACUAUGGUAGUUUAGCAUGA
Messenger RNA from Saccharomyces kudriavzevii IFO 1802, 240 nucleotides. RefSeq names its product Sna2p (gene SNA2). The record is from RefSeq and is a predicted model, not a curated record. The transcript has a single exon. Gene Ontology annotation, cellular component: membrane. Bases 1 to 240 code for a protein of 79 amino acids. Lineage: Eukaryota; Fungi; Ascomycota; Saccharomycetes; Saccharomycetales; Saccharomycetaceae.